Messenger RNA from Pan troglodytes (chimpanzee), 2073 nucleotides. It is a transcript of the gene LYG2, whose product is annotated as lysozyme g2. The transcript has 7 exons. The coding region runs from base 1325 to 1963 and encodes 212 amino acids. Gene Ontology annotation, cellular component: extracellular region. Gene Ontology annotation, biological process: defense response to Gram-positive bacterium; peptidoglycan catabolic process. NCBI's taxonomy places the organism in Eukaryota, Metazoa, Chordata, Mammalia, Primates, Hominidae. Gene Ontology annotation, molecular function: lysozyme activity. The record is from RefSeq and is a predicted model, not a curated record.
GGUUGAGUUGCAGAAGCCUGGACAUUAAGGACCUCAUACCUAGAAGGACUCGUAGCCCCACUAACUGAGAGCAGAAAGAUAAGUAUUCUUCACAUUCAACAGUGCUUUAAAUGUUUUAUUAACAAUGUCUUCUUCCAGUGCAUGUAGGGAGAGCCCCAGCCUCCACCUACUCUCUUUUACCUAACUUAUCAUUCGUAACUUCUUAAUCUCCCUUUCUUGAGCUUUCUCAUUGCACUUAGCCUGGAAGCCUCAGGUAAGUGGCUCUACUUACCCUGCAGUGAAGUGGGUCACGGGCACAAUGUCGCUGGUGAUAGACUAUGGGUUUCUAAGGCCUGCCUCAGGGCAGUUAGACUCCUGCAAUAUCCCUUAUUCAAGAGUGGUCCUGACUGCAGUGUUGAUGGUGGUGGAGCAGACCCUCCAUGGGUCACUUUCCUGAGAGUCAGGUAGGAAUCAUCCAUUGGCUCAGAACAACCCUGCCACUCUUCCAGGGAUGGAAGGCUAGAGGCCAUGCCAGAGACGUCUGUUCUACAAGCAGGAAGGCAGGCAGGGCAGAAGUGAAUGCCAGUGGACUGUGCAGACCUCAGCUUGGGGAGGGCAUGUUCUCCUGGGAGUGGAGGUGGUUUUAUUGCCAGGGAGCUGGGAAGUUGCCUGUGGUUUUGUCUUCCUGUUCCCCGUACAGCUGCCUUCCACCUUUCUUCACUCAGUGGAUGUGGGGGAGGACUGUGUGCAGUCUGAGAAACCGGACAUGCUUGUGGAAGGACCCAGACCAGACUUCUUCCUCCCCUCAGCGCAAUGUGCUUUGCCUGUUUCAAGAACGUCCCUUCCAUUUCCUGUUCCUGGGGCUGCACAAUAUGCUUCCUCUCUUCCUUUGGACAUAAGCCUGAAGAAAGAUACUCUCUUCUUGAAGAAGUUUUCAUCCCUGGCUAUAACUUUUUUCCCAUAUCCUUAGCAAGUAUGGGCAAAUGAGCACUCACGUUGCUACUCCCUGGUUUUGCAUUGAUCUCCUAGAGCAGGUGGCCACACUUGCACCUUUUUCUCAGAAGUGGGAUUGGAGUAAGGAGCCAAGUUCACCUAUCAUGAUCAUGUGACAUAGUGGUUUGAGAUCAUGUGACAUACUGGUACGGGGAUCAUAUGACAUUGGAAUGGGAACAAAAAGCAGGAGACCCAAUAUUUCAGCCUAUGUUACAGGACAAAGGCCAUCGCUUUGUAAAAGCUUGAAGUGCAGUUUGCUGCUGAGUACAGAAGACCUUUGCAAACAGAGAGGGGAGAUUUUCUCUGUAAGGCUGCAAACAAGAGCAGGUCCUGGAAGAUAAGAUUCCCCGCCAUGUUAUCCUCCGUGGUGUUUUGGGGACUAAUUGCCCUCAUUGGCACUUCCAGGGGCUCGUACCCCUUCACUCACUCAAUGAAGCCUCACCUACAUCCACGCCUGUACCAUGGCUGCUACGGGGACAUCAUGACCAUGAAGACCUCUGGGGCCACUUGUGAUGCAAACAGUGUGAUGAACUGCGGGAUCCGUGGUUCUGAAAUGUUUGCUGAGAUGGAUUUGAGGGCCAUAAAACCUUACCAGACUCUGAUCAAAGAAGUCGGGCAGAGACAUUGCGUGGACCCUGCUGUCAUCGCAGCCAUCAUCUCCAGGGAAAGCCAUGGCGGAUCUGUCCUGCAAGACGGCUGGGACCACAGGGGACUUAAAUUUGGCUUGAUGCAGCUUGAUAAACAAACGUACCACCCUGUCGGUGCCUGGGACAGUAAAGAGCACCUUUCACAGGCUACUGGGAUUCUAACAGAGAGAAUUAAGGCAAUCCAGAAAAAAUUCCCCACGUGGAGUGUUGCUCAGCACCUCAAAGGUGGUCUCUCAGCUUUUAAGUCAGGAAUUGAAGCGAUUGCCACCCCAUCGGACAUAGACAAUGACUUUGUCAAUGAUAUCAUUGCUCGAGCUAAGUUCUAUAAAAGACAAAGCUUCUAGGCAAAGCUCUGUGGGUGGGCCAGGUUGGCAGAGUGCUCAGAUGGCCGCCUUUGAGAGUUUUAUGUGAAUGUGUUGUAUACAACACUGGCAAAGAAAUGAUUAAAAUCAUG